AUGGCUUCUGCAGGCGGUCGAAGAUGGCAGCAGUUCGUGCAAGAGCUGGUGAUGAUCGCUGGCACGUCUGCUUCCGCAUACUUUUUGAUCCGAUACCUUCUCUCGCGCCUAGACUUUGACCCCGAGAGCCAAAAGAAAGAGGAACAACGACGGAAAUCGGCGGCCAUUCUGCGCAGACUGGACGGAGGCGAUGACUCCGACAGCGAGAAUCCCCGACGGGGAGGCUCCCGACGGGGGCGCCGGCAGAAUAAAGGUGAGCUGGUUCUGAACCAGUAUGAACAGGCGGUCGCGAUGGAUGUGGUCACUCCGGAAGACAUCGCGGUCUCCUUUGAGGACAUUGGGGGGUUGGACGAGAUUAUCGAGGAGCUGAAGGAGUCUGUCAUCUAUCCGCUCACUAUGCCACACCUAUAUUCGUCGUCCUCGUCACUGCUCAACGCACCGUCCGGUGUGCUGCUGUAUGGGCCUCCCGGUUGCGGGAAGACGAUGCUGGCCAAAGCGCUUGCCCACGAGAGCGGUGCCUGCUUCAUCAACUUACACAUCUCGACCCUGACGGAGAAAUGGUAUGGUGAUUCGAACAAGCUGGUCAACGCGGUGUUCUCGCUGGCACGCAAGCUGCAGCCGUCAAUUGUAUUCAUCGACGAGAUCGACGCAGUGCUUGGUACCCGCCGCAGCGGCGAGCACGAGGCCAGCGGAAUGGUCAAAGCGGAGUUUAUGACGCACUGGGACGGUCUGACAUCAGCAAAUUCGCUAGGCGAACCCCAGCGUAUUGUGGUUCUCGGCGCCACGAACCGCAUCCAGGACAUUGACGAAGCCAUACUCCGCCGCAUGCCGAAGAAGUUCCCCGUCACCCUCCCGCCCGCGGCCCAGCGGCUGCGCAUUCUCAGCCUGAUCCUCAAAGACACCAAGGUGGACCGCGACCAGUUCGACGUCGACUUCCUCGUCAAGGCUAUGGCUGGCAUGUCCGGCAGCGACAUCAAGGAAGCCUGCCGCGACGCGGCGAUGAUCCCGGUCCGCGAACUGAUCCGCAAGAAGAAAGCCGACGGUCAGCAGAUGACGUCGGUUGACCCCAAGGACGUCCGUGGCCUUCGAACAGAUGAUUUCUUUACCCGCGCGGGUGGACCGAAAAUCAUCGCUCCUAUGGCGGCGACGACGACGACGACGACGGCUACGACAACAACAACCACCCCGGCCUCAACGCAACCGAGUAAGCCCAGCUCCGAGAAGGAAUGGCAUACAGAGUCAGAAGGCAACUCUGACGACGCAGAGCCACGGCCCUCUGCUUCCUUCGUCGAGCCCCCCGAGUAA
Messenger RNA from Penicilliopsis zonata CBS 506.65, 1305 nucleotides. RefSeq lists its product as hypothetical. Gene Ontology annotation, molecular function: ATP binding; ATP hydrolysis activity. The transcript is spliced from 2 exons. The record is from RefSeq and is a predicted model, not a curated record. NCBI's taxonomy places the organism in Eukaryota, Fungi, Ascomycota, Eurotiomycetes, Eurotiales, Aspergillaceae. Gene Ontology annotation, cellular component: mitochondrial outer membrane. The coding region runs from base 1 to 1305 and encodes 434 amino acids.